UUCGGGCCAAAUUGGGGGCCAAAUUAGGGCACAGCUUAUCUCCAUCAAACUGGACGCUACUCUGCUCCAUCGCUCCAACUUCCAAACCUGAAACCCCAACUCUCUCUCUCUCUCUAUCUGAAUUUUAAAGGUGGUCGUAGCCAAGCUAAUGUCAUCAGAUACUGCAAAAGAAAAUGCAUCUGUAGUUGAUUCCUCAGUGACUGAAUGGAAAAAUGAAAGAGGGAAUAUGGACGAACCAGUUGAAGAAGCUUGAAGUAGGUCAAAUGAUGGCCAAACAUGAUACUCCAAGCUACAGAGCUAAUGAGGAUACCUGUCGUUUUGGAGCAGAAGAACGCACAAAUUCAUGUCAGCAGAUCGGAAUUUCAAGUGCAAUUGAAAAUGGUAAAUUCUAUGGCAUAAGAUAUUUCAUAAUCAAGAGUUUGAACCAUGAAAAUAUCCAAUUAUCAGUAAACAAAGGGAUUUGGGCUACUCAAGUCAUGAAUGAGCCCAUUCUGGAUGAAGCAUUUAAUAAUUCCAGCAAGGUGAUACUAAUAUUUAGUGUCAACAUGAGUGGCUUCUUUCAAGGGUACGCCCAAAUGAUUUCUACAGUUGGUUGGAGGAGAGACCAAGUUUGGAGUCAAGGAAAUGGUGGACGUAAUCCUUGGGGUCGCAGCUUCCAAGUGAAAUGGCUACGAUUGUAUGAUCUGCCUUUCCAAAGAACUCUUCACCUUAAGAAUCCAUGGAAUGACUACAAACUAGUCAAAAUUAGUAGAGAUUGCCAGGAGUUACCUCCAGAUAUUGGUGAAGCUUUAUGUGAGCUCCUUGAUGGACAAGAUGCUUUGGAUGUUAAUUCGAAAAUGGAUAGAUUUGCAAGGAAUGAUCUCUCUUUUAAAAGACCAUAUGUAGAGCCUUCAGUUCAUCCUGGGGGUGGAGAGUGUAAUGCAUCUCUACAUAUGGGGUCCAUGCUUUAUCCCUCUUUUCUCUACCAACAUCAAGUUAAUGGUAAUGGACUGCACGUAGCACCUCAAAGAAUAAAUGAUGUAUUUGCUGCGGAGGAGUCAGCCAUUGCAUCAGGGGAAGAAUCAAAGUCGAAACAAUCAAGGCAUUCACAGAGAAACAGAGGCCUUGCUAAUCUUCAUGUAGACCCUGACGUGGGUCCUCGAAUCAACAUGUGGGGUUUGUCAGCAGAAAGGAGCCCACUUGCGAGUAAUUUGACUGAAGAUGACAUUCUUGAAAUGGUCUGUGUUUCUUGUCUUACUCUUGAUUGUACUUAUUGAUGCACAUAGCUCAGAAAGAUUGUUCUUGUAAUUUCCAUGAAGACAAAAUAGUCUUGUGUACUUUUUUCAAAGUUCACUGAUGAUUUCGGUCAUUAAAGCUUGAUUUCUCUGUAGUUUUUAAUUGGUUAUUUGAUAUAUAGCAUCCUCCUCUUUGAAUGAA
Messenger RNA from Nicotiana tabacum (common tobacco), 1416 nucleotides. The record is from RefSeq and is a predicted model, not a curated record. NCBI's taxonomy places the organism in Eukaryota, Viridiplantae, Streptophyta, Magnoliopsida, Solanales, Solanaceae.